Phyllopteryx taeniolatus (common seadragon) is the source of this 4212-nucleotide messenger RNA. RefSeq names its product transmembrane protein 121. Lineage: Eukaryota; Metazoa; Chordata; Actinopteri; Syngnathiformes; Syngnathidae. The transcript has 2 exons. The coding region runs from base 990 to 1940 and encodes 316 amino acids. The record is from RefSeq and is a predicted model, not a curated record.
GGAGGGUGGCAGCACGAGAAAGAGGAGACAGUCCUCAGAAGUGUGCACCAGGGAGCAUCUACGACUUUGCAGAGAGAGCCGGAAAGUGCCCAGGGAGACGAGCAGAGGUGUUGGAGUACCAAAGUGGCUGCUGGGGAUGGGAGAGCGUGCAGAGGGUGAAUCAAACACUAACGCUGUUGAUCCCUGGCGCAGCGAAGAAGCUAGAGCAGGAGAGUGAAAAGGUUGCAUGAUCUUGAACGGAGGCUUGAAUGGGGGAUCCUUUUCACGAGACAGGGUUGCGAGACAAAGCUGACUGGAUAAAAAUUUAAACACAUUUGCUACAAAUUUCCUUCCUCUGAAAGCGUCAAGGCUAGGUAAGAAAGACUAGAUUGACGUUACUACUUUUGGCUUCACUGAUGCUGCAUAAUGGAGAGGAAAACUCUUUGAGAGAAAAAAAAAUUCAAUCCAGACUGACCGCAAAGCUCUUUCGACUCAGAAUAACUUUCUGGGGUUUUGCGCGCUUAACAAGCACAACAUAAAAAUAACCUCCAUUCUCCUCAGUGGUUGAGAUUGAGACCAUUAAGAUGCCUCCUGCUGAUGCAGUCUGAACUAUAAGUGGAUUACGACGGGAAUAUUUUGGGACUGCGCUUUGAGAAAGGAAGAGGAAAAUCCAUAAGUGGUGGAUUUACAUCUGUCAGAGUGGAAGAGGAUGCUGUGCCACUUUUGUCUUUCUUUUCCUGUGGAUUACAGAUGGGCUUUGUGAUCUUUCUGCACAGUCUCCUGGAUGACUGCACACCAGUCAUUAGGAUAAAGUACAAAGGGGGACUCAAGUGGCUUGGACACAAGCAAAGAGUAAUAGAGUUGAUCCGUGAAAUUCCACUUUCCUGGAUUAGGGUUGAAGUGGAAGUCACUUUGGGUAGCACCAUAAUCUGAUCUGCAUCUUCACUGGACAAACUGAGGACACUCAUCUUCAGGACAUAGCUCCUCCUCCUCCCCUCAUUUGAGCAAGGAUGGUCCCCCCACCUCCCACCAACAAGCCACACGUGUGCCUGUCCACCAUCCUCAUCAUGAGCAGCAUGGCACUGAUUGAUGCCUACCUGGUGGAGCAGAACCACGGCCCGCGUAAGAUCGGCAUCUGCAUCAUGGUGAUGGUGGGAGACAUCUGCUUUCUGAUUGUCCUGCGCUACGUGGCCGUGUGGGUGGGGGCUGAGGUGCGCACAGCCAAACGAGGGUAUGCCAUGAUCCUUUGGUUCCUCUACAUCUUUGUGCUGGAAAUCAAGGUCUACUUUGUGUAUCAGAACUAUAAGGCUGACAGGAAGAGCCUUGAUGCUCUGUCCAGGAAGGCACUAACACUGCUGCUCUCCAUCUGCAUUCCAGUGCUCUUUGUAGUGCUGGUGGCUAUUGACCACAUGGAGUAUGUGCGUGCCUUCAAGAAGCGCGAGGAGAUACGCAAUCGUCUCUUCUGGGUGGUGGUGGACUUGCUUGACAUUCUGGACAUUCAAGCCAACCUGUGGGAGCCCCAGAAGAAGGGCCUCCCUCUGUGGGCGGAGGGCUUGAUGUUUUUUUACUGCUACAUCCUCCUCCUAGUGCUACCCUGUGUGUCUUUGAGUGAAAUCAGCAUGCAAGGUAUCAACAUUGUGCCCCACAAGAUGCUCCUGUACCCAAUCCUCAGCCUGGUGACUAUAAACAUCAUCACACUCUUUAUCCGUGGUGGCAACAUGAUUUUGUACAGGGACGCGAGGGUCUCAGGGAUCCUCAUAGGAAAGAACAUACUGGCCAUCAUCAUAAAGACCUGCAGCUUUGUCCAGUACAGGAGACAGUUACAGAGUGCCCCUCCUGCUUUUGGGGUUGAGCUGCAGAAAAAUUCAUUGGCCCAUGCUCGCCCUGCCCCCACCACUCCCCAAGCGGUCAUCCAGGACCAGACACCCCUGCCCGAGGUGACAACAUGCGAGCACACGUGACAAAAUGUUUAGCAGGACCCUCAAGAUGCUGGCAGCGCACAAUGUUUUACACUUUUUAGGUCAUGUGAACAAUCAUCUGAACACACUGAAUACUGAUGCGCACACAAGAUGUUUAGCCAGCAUCUCCGGUUCUGUCAUGCUGCAAAAUACAUCUCUUGUGACUUGGUCGAAGCGCUUUCCUCCUGUGAAUUCUGUUGAUUGUGUAUCUUUCUAAUGGUACAACAGGAAAAAACUGUAAUUCAAGAAUAUACAUUUUUGAAUUGGCUGUUGCAUCCUAAUUGUGUGACGUGGUGUGCAUUUCUGUUGCUUGAAUCUUCUUUGUAGUCGAGGGCUUUAUAACAAAACUCGAGCAAACAAUGAAGGAAUCCAAGUAAUGUGAAAAUAACUGUUCAAAUGAUGAACGUGUCUUUUCUAUGUGACCUUUUGAUAAAGUAAUGCCCUUCUUCUGUGAGAACAGGGUUUGCAUCACACAAUCUCAAAGUCAUUGGACCAGUUUAGUGUGUGUUCUGUUUUUAAUUCAAAUUCAGCAGGUCUUUAAUUAACCUGAGCUGAAAAAAUAAAAAGGACGAUGAUUUUUCCACUCAUUGCUAAAGUGGUGAUUUGCAAUGUCAUUCCUCUUGUGAGGCUGAUUUUCUGAACCCAGGUUAGUCGUUUGAGUGGGUGCAGUAUGAAGAAUAGCAUCUGCAGCUAAAUGCAUUGCUUGACUGACAGUGGCUCCAAACAUGGGCUAACACACCUGUUGAAUACGUGAUUCUCCAACAUCAGAAUAGAAAUCUCGCAAAAUUAUGUGGUCAACAUCUAUCCAAUUUUCCCUCACGAGAUGACUAAAAUUAUCUAUCUAUCUAUCUAUCUAUCUAUCUAUCUAUCUAUCUAUCUAUCUAUCUAUCUAUCUAUCUAUCUAUCUAUCUAUCUAUCUAUCUAUCUAUCUAUCUAUCUGUCUAUCUGUCUAUCUGUCUGUUUGUCUGUCUGUCUGUCUGCCUGUCUGUCUAUCUCUUCAUUACAUACAUACCCAAAAUCAGUAAAAAAAAUUGGAUAGCGGACUAAUUCAAUUUGGGUUAUUUCUUGGAAUUUUAUUUAUUUAUUUUUUUAAAUUCUAAAAUAGUACAAAUCACUGGUCGACUGGCGUUCGACAUUAUGAGGUUCCUCUAUAUAUUCCAUAGGGGAGGUGAGGAAACUGGACCAUUAACAACAAACAGCACAAGUAGCUCACUUAUGAAGCAGCUAAUUGGGAUACUUGUCUUUGUGAAGUAUGAACUAGAUUUUAAAACAGGCCUCUAUAGAAUGCACUUUCUUCUCUUAGGCUCUCCAACUAGUGGCUUCUUACAUUAUUUAUAGCACACUGGCUUCUACGACGAUGCAGUAGCUGGUACAAUAUUCGAGCCAAUGAGAGCAAAAGUGGGCUAGCUCAUAUUUUUUCAUUUUUAAGUCAAGUGCAGAAAUGAAAAGCCAUAGCUUUCUGAUAACUAUGUAUAAAGCAGGUAUACAGGUAACUAUAAUUUAUAGGGGGCAGUCCAUUGUUUUCUCAGCACUUUUUUAAAAAUUUUUUUUAGCUUGGGUGCCAGUGAAUCGGCAUGCUAAUAUAGGUGAAUUUUAUUUAUCACAUUUCAUGAGAUUGAUAGAUUUGACAGCUGUUUGGACUUAGACCACAAUUGCACUAAACCUUUAGUGGGAUCAAUUGGGCAGCAGCUUUAAAACCAUUAAUCAUUUUCCUGCAAAAUUGCAAAAAUGGGGAUAGUCCACUCAGUUUCUCAGUUCUCAUUUAUUCUGGGCAUUAUGAGAGUGGUGAAAAUUUGCAAAAGCAGCGCAUUGUUGCAAAUGCAGAAGUUGCAGCAUUGAUUUACCUAGUGUAUACAUUUACACAGUUUGAGCAAACAAUCGAAAGAAUUCAUCCUUUAGUAUUUGAUAAAUGAAUUUGCCUGAAUGACAAGUAAACCUGUUGAGCACAAGUAUGAUUGUGCAAUUUACAAUACAUUAAUCAAAAUAAUUUAAAUAAUUUCUUAAGUAACAAAAAAAUUCACUUUUAGUAGUUAGUAAUUUUGUAAUGAACCAACAUUGACAUAAAAACAUUGUUUCAGCAAUUACUUGAAGACCAGGCACUCCACCAGCUCAUAAUCUCUUGCUAUUUUUUUAUUUUUCAAGAUGGAAUUUCACAAGUGUCAUUUGUAAUUUCAAAAAAACAAACAAUUACCACUGCAUUGUGUCGAUCCUCUUGAUGCUUAUGAUGAUGAUGAUUUGCCUUUGCUGAAUGAAUAAUUAUACUGCAGCAUUUAGU